CAAAGCCCAUAUUUGAAGUUACUAUAAUCCCCGAUGGGGAGAAAUGUAUGGUGGAAAAACAAUUGGAACAAUUUCCUUGUUUGACUGCUAGGUUUUAUGGGCAUUAUGACUCGUACUGUGAUGAUAAUUUUGUGCAAUUAAGGUAUGUCGAAGUAAACAGACUUAGGGUUUUGUCUAAGGCAGAAUUGUGUUUCCACCAGCCUAGUAUUUUAUUGACUCUGUAGUAUCUACAGUUGAAGUCAGAAGUUUACAUACACCUUAGCCAAAUACAUUUAAACUCAGUUUUUCACAAUUCCUGACAUUUAAUCCUAGUAAAAAGUCCCUGUCAUAGGUCAGUUAUGAUCACCACUUUAUUUUAAGAAUGUGAAACGUCAGAAUAAUAGUAGAGAGAAUUAUUUAUUUCAGCUUUCAUUUCUUUCAUCACAUUCCCAGUGGGUCAGAAGUUUAUAUACACUCAGUUAGUAUUUGGUAGCAUUGCCUUUACAUUGUUUAACUUGGGUCAAACGUUUCGGGUAGCCUUCCACAAGCUUCCCACAAUAAGUUGGGUGAAUUUUGGCCCAUUCCUCCUGACAGAGCUGGUGUAACUGAGUCAGGUUUGUUGGCCUCCUUGCUCGCACACACUUUUUCAGUUCUGCCCACAAAUUGUCUAUGGGAUUGAGGUCAGGGCUUUGUGAUGGCCACUCCAAUACCUUGACUUUGUUGUCCUUAAGCCAUUUUGCCACAACUUUGUAAGUAUGCUUGGGGUCAUUGUUCAUUUUUUUUCACCUUUAUUUAACCAGGUAGGCAAGUUGAGAAUAAGUUCUCAUUUACAAUUGCGACCUGGAAAAGAUAAAGCAAAGCAGUUCGACACAUACAACAACACAGAGUGUACACAUGGAGUAAAACAAACAUACAGUCAAUAAUACAGUUGAAAAAUAAGUCUAUAUACAAAUGAGGUGAGAUAAUUGAGGUAAAGGCAAAAAAAGGCCAUGGUGGCAAAGUAAAUACAAUAUAGCAAGUAAAACACUGGAAUGGUAGAUUUGCAGUGGAAGAAUGUGCAAAGUACAGAUAGAAAUAAUGGGGUGCAAAGGAGCUAAAUAAAUACAGUAGAGGGAGGUAUAGUUGUUUGGGCUAAAUUAUAGAUGGGCAAUGUACAGGUGCAGUAAUCUGUGAGCUGCUCUGACAGCUGGUGCUUAACCUCUCUUGGGUACGUGAGACGUUAGUGUCCCACGUCUUCAACAGCCAGUGAAACUGCUGGGCGCCAAGUACAGAAAUACUCAUAAAAAUUCAGAAAACAAAACAUAUUUUACUUAGGUUUAAAGAUGAACUUCUUGUGAAUCCAACCACGGUGUCAGAUUUAAAAAAUGCUUUACCUCAAAAGCAUACCUUACGAUUAUUUGAGAACAUAGCCCAGCAGACAAAUCAUUACAAACAGUAACCAGCCAAGUAGAAGAGUUACACAAGUAGAAAUAGAGAUAAAAUUAAUCCCUUACAUUUGAUGAUCUUCAUAUGGUUGCACUCAGCAGACAUUCAUUUACUCAAUCAAUGUUCCUUUUGUUCGAUAAAGUCUCUUUAUAUCUAAAAACCCCAGUUUUGUUAGCGCGUUUUCUUCAGUAAUCCACAGGCUCAAACGCAGUCAAAACAGGCAGACAAAAAAAAUACAAAUUGUAUCCGUAAAGUUCAUAGAAACAUGAUGUUUAUAUUCAAAAGGCAAAAUCCUUUCCGCAGUCUUGGCAUUUGAAUGGCUUGACCCCUGAGUGUAUCAUCAUGUGUUUGCAAUUCAAUCCUCAGGUUGUUUUUAGCCUAAAUAAUCGAUACUAUUUCAACCGGACAAUAACGUCAUCAAUAUAAAAUGUAAACAAGAAAGGCACUCUCUCGGUCGAGCGCAUGAAAAAGCUCUGUGACACUUUAGGGUCCACUCAUUCAGACUGCCCUUACUUCCUCAUUUUUCAGAAUACAAGCCUGAAACAAUUUCUAACGACUGUUGAUAUCUAGUGGAAGGCAUAGGAACUGCAAUUUGAGUCCUAAGUCAACGGAUACUGUAAUGGCAUUGAAUAGAAAACUACAAAACCAAAAAAAGAACUACUUCCCGAAUUGAUUUUUCUCUGUUUUUUUUCCUACCAAAUCAGUUCUGUUAUACUCACAGACACUAUUUUAACAGUUUUGGAAACUUUAGAGUGUUUUCUAUCCAAAUCUACCAGUUAUAUGCAUACCAUAUCUUCUGGGCCCGAGAAGCAGGCAGUUUAAUUUGGGCAUGCUACCCUAGAGAAGUUAAAGCUAGUGAGGGAGAUAAGUGUUUCCAGUUUCAGAGAUUUUUGUAGUUCGUUCCAGUCAUUGGCAGCAGAGAACUGGAAGGAGAGGCGGCCAAAGGAAGAAUUGGUUUUGAGGGUGACCAGAGAUAUACCUGCUGGAGCGCGUGCUACAGAAUGCAAAUGAAGAGGAAGGUGUAGACAAUAACCAAUCGACAAGAUUAAGAUCAAACCUGGGAAAAAGCAACGCAAUAAAACCAAGAUGACUAGAAGUCAUCGUGACCACAUCAAAACGGAUUGUGAAACACAGUCAGAUGAUGUUGACUCCAGUAGAGAAGAUUCAGACAUUGGCCAAGCCCACUCUCUCAGCAGUAAUGGGUUUACUUUCAACAUCAUCCAAAUCAAAGAGGAGGAAACAGACUUUGAAGUGCAUGAAACAAGUGAGGAACAUAACGGAAUCAGAUCAAAUUGUCACUUGGAUUCUAGAGCACUCCACCAGGAUUCUGGAACCAUCAAAACCAAGACCGAAACAGAUUCUGUUUACAUUAGCCAAGGAACGACAGAAAUUAAGACUGAGCAUGAUUCUGAAAUCAGAGUGGUUAAGACAGAAAUGAAAGUGUACGCCCCUUCACACAGCUGCCCCCACUGCAGUUGCAUGUUCCACACACCACAGCAGCUACUUGUCCACACCUGCCAGGUCGCGAAUUCUGACAACAUUGUGGAUUUUUUGUUGAAGACCCCAUUUCAUUCUUUGGAGUCCACAGAAAGGGUGCGAAUUAAAACCGAGGGUCGACCUCUGCCUGAAAUCAAGUACAUAAGGAAGGAUGACAAAGUGAGGAGGGCGUUCAAUACCAACUGGUAUAAAAAGUAUCAAUGGCUAACAGGUAGUCUUUCAUCAAGCCGCUUGUAUUGCUGGCCUUGUCUGCUCUUUGGAACGUUUGAGCCUUGGGCUAAAGGGGGGUUCAGUGACCUAAAGAACAUUGACCGUUCAGCUAAACGGCAUGACGAAAGCCGGGAGCAUCUCAACUCCUACGCGAAACUCAAGCUUUUGGGACAGCCGAGCCAUCGUGCCAAUCACUCACUCAAUGAAGGCCUGCGUAUUCAAGCUGCGCAACACAACGAGAAGGUCCGAAGAAACAGGGAUGUUCUCAAACGCCUCAUUGACAGCAUUGCAUACUUAGGCAUGCAAGAGUUGGCUUUUAGGGGACACGAUGAGACGGAAAGUUCCGCUAACAAAGGCAACUACAGGGAAUUGGCAGAGGUAAUCGCGCGGUAUGAUGCUUUACUUGCUCAGCAUAUGGAAUCUUCAACUGUGUUCACUGGAAUGUCAAGAACAAUUCAGAACGACUUGAUAACUGCUAUCGCAUCAUCAAUUAGAAGUGAGAUUAAAAGCGAGGUUGACGCUGCUCCAUUUUUCUCAUGGCAAAUGGAUGAAACUACAGACCAUUCGCAGUUGUCUGUCAUUGUCAGGUAUGUGGAUGAUCGGGGGUGUGUCCAGGAGCGUUUCUUGGGCUACUUUGAUGUGUCAGCUGGGCGAGAUGCACAGUCUGUGUUUGAUCUAGUGAAUUCGGAGAUGUCAGAGUUUAACUUUGUGGAGAAAUUAGUCGCUCAAACAUAUGAUGGCGCUGCUGUAAUGGCUUCUGAUUUAAAUAGUCUGCAAGCAAAAGUAAGAGCUGUAGCGCCGAGCGCCACCUUUGUGCAUUGCUAUGCACAUCCCCUCAACUCCGUAUUAAGCCAGAGCGUGAAGUCCAUCCCCAAGACCAAGGUUUUCUUUGCCACACUGGGUGGCUUCGCAACUUUUUUUUGUAAGUCCACCAAUAGAAUGCUGCUAGAAAAGGCUGCUUGUGCAAGUUUGCCAAAAAACGUACCAACACAUUGGAAUUUCACGUCUAGAGUCGUUAACACAGUGGCAAAAAACUUUGAGCAUCUGUUGGACACAUUCACAAGUAUCACAGAGCAUCCUAAAAUGGAUGAUGACACAAUUUUCGAUGCAAAUGGUUUCAAGACACAGUUGGAAGAUUUUCAUUUUAUUUUUUUACUUCUCACUUUUGAAUAUAUAUUUGCUUGCACAGAUGUGGUUUUUGACAGUGUGCAACAGAAUGCCAUGGAUGUAGAAUUUUGUAAGAGGAGGAUUGAGAAUAUUUUACUCAAGAUAGAGGAGCACAAAUCUGAAGAAGAAUUUAGUGCUAUAUAUCAGAAGGCUUCGAACAUGACAGAUGAUCCAGAGUUGACGCACAGAAGGAAGCAGAGGCAGGGCGCUCAGGAUGUAAUGCAGACGUACAAAUCACUGUACAAUUCAAUCCAUGACAACAUCAAGACACAAAUAGCACAGAGGUUCCAAAGCCUGGACAGCAGGAGAUACAUGGAGUUGUUAGAUGAUGAGAAAUUUGAGUCAUUCCGGAGUGAAUUCCCUACAAAUGCAAUGGAAAGCCUGUCCCAGAGCUAUGGCUGUUUUUUUAACAUGGAAAAACUGAAAAAUGAGCUGCAAGUGUUCUACUGUGGAGAGGAGCUUCAAGGGAGCAGUCGAAAACUGUGUGACAGAAUCUUGCAUUUCAAGGGGUGUGGUUUGAAUGAAGUGAUGCCUGAGGUGUACCGGCUCAUGUGCCUAGUUGCAACUAUAGGGGCAACGUCAGCGGGCGUGGAGAGCAGAUUCUCUCGUCUGAAGAGGCUGAAAAGCUACACAAGGAACACCAUGGGACAAGAGCGACUCAGGAACCUGGCAAUCCUAUCUAUAGAAAGGAGAAUUCUUAAAUCACUACAGAAGAAUCCUCACUGGUAUGAGAGGGUCAUUGACCAGUUUGCCAACCAGACUAUGAGAAGAAUGGACUUUAUAUUCAAGUGAUUGAGACCAGAUGGUGGAAACUCCCUGAACUACUGAGAGGGAGUAAAAGGUCCCAUGAAUGCAGUAAUGUAUUAAAAGCAGCUGUAGCUCCUGUUUGUAAGCAUGUGCACAUGUCCACAACCUCUCAUUCUUCCUCUGGAGAACUCAACCCUUCUCAUGCACUGCAGACAGCGUUCACUAAAGCUAUCAGUGUUAUAGAAAGAUGCCAGUUUGUUUGACCUCUGCUGCUGCUGCUACUAAAGAACAUUAAAACUUAAACUAUUUUGCUGAAUGCCUGUUUUCCUUUUCUAGUUUAUAUGCCUUUUAGACCCUGCACCCAAAGACUUAUUUGAACUCUUGAGUUGAGCAUGCCAAUUCUUGAUUUUGUGUUGUAUUUUAUAGUUAUUAUGGAUCCCCAUUAGCUACUCUUCCUGGAGUCCAGCGAAAUUAAGGCAGUUAUAAAAUGUUUGUAGUUGAUUAACAAGGGAAAAGUGAUGCACAGAUGAUGGUUGUAUAUGCCCGACUUACUGCCUGGGGAUGACAAAAGUGACAAUGAUUGCUGUGAAUAAAGUAUGUGAAAGAG
Salvelinus fontinalis (brook trout) is the source of this 5632-nucleotide messenger RNA. Its product is annotated as zinc finger MYM-type protein 1-like. The record is from RefSeq and is a predicted model, not a curated record. Gene Ontology annotation, molecular function: protein dimerization activity. The transcript has 3 exons. Lineage: Eukaryota; Metazoa; Chordata; Actinopteri; Salmoniformes; Salmonidae. Bases 2491 to 5070 code for a protein of 859 amino acids.